Molecule: messenger RNA, 1419 nt
Organism: Chara braunii
Lineage: Eukaryota; Viridiplantae; Streptophyta; Charophyceae; Charales; Characeae
Source: the annotation of a GenBank genome assembly
CCGGUGACGUUUGACGUCUUAGACACGGAAUUCGACAUCAUUUUGGGCAUGCCUUGGCUCGCAAGUGCGGAUCACACGGUCAACUUCCAUCGGCGGACACUUACGGUUCACGACGCGUUCUGCGCCAAAGUACCAUGUACCAUUCCUCCUCCGCACCUUUCGAUCCAGUGCCAAGUUGUAACAGCGAAGUCUUUUCGGGCCACUUGUGCUUACGAGCGGACCGAAGAGAUCGGCUUAUGUUUUCUUCGAACCGUCGUGAUAGCCGACUCUCCACCUACGGACUUGUCUUCAGACCCCCGGGUGGUGCGGUUGAUCGACGAAUUCGCCGACGUCUUCGAGUCACCUACCGGCGUGGUGCCAGAUCGGCCAAUCUCUCACGAGAUCAUUCUUGAGGCUGGUGCCGUGCCGCCAAAAGGUUGCAUUUACCACAUGAGUGAGGAGGAACUUACAGUCCUCCGCACGCAGCUCGACGACUUGUUGGACAAAGGCUGGAUCCGGCCUAGUAGCUCACCCUAUGGUGCGCCAGUUCUCUUCGUUCGGAAAAAGAACAAGGACCUUCGCCUAUGCAUCGAUUACCGCAAGCUCAAUGCGCAAACCGUCAAGAACGAGGGACCUCUUCCUCAUAUUGACGAUCUUCUGGAGCGCUUGGGCGACGCGAAAUGUUUUUCCAAACUAGACGUGAAGUCAGGAUAUCAUCAGAUCUCAAUUCGGCCGCAAGAUCGCUACAAGACCGCGUUCAAGACACGGUAUGGGCACUUCGAGUGGGUUGUUAUGCCUUUUGGACUCACCAACGCCCCGGCGACUUUUCAAGCGGCGAUGACCAACGAGUUCCGAGCAAUGUUGGACCGGUUCGUGCUGGUCUACUUGGACGACAUCCUCGUCUAUAGCCGGACCUUGGAGGAACAUCUUGACCAUCUUCGACGAGUGUUGGAGACACUCCGGCGCGCCAAGUUCAAAGCCAACCGCGAUAAGUGCGAGUUCGUGCGUCAAGAGUUGGAAUACUUGGGCCACUUCAUCACUCCACAAGGCAUCAGUCCGUUGUCGGAUAAGAUUCAAGCCGUCCAAGAUUCGCCGGAGCCGCGGAACGUCACGGAUGUCCGAUCAUUCCUUAGCCUCGCUGGCUACUACCAACGUUUCAUCAAAGGCUACUCGAAGAUCGCGGCUCACUUAACCAGGCUUCAAUGCGAGGACCGGCCGUUUGACUUCGGGACGGACGCGCGGGAAUCAUUCUUGGCCCUCAAGGCCGCAUUGCUUUCCACGGAGGUAUUGCGGACAUACGACCCGCUACUGCCAACGCGCGUCACCACGGACGCAUCCGGCUAUGGCAUUGGUGCCGUCCUCGAGCAACAUGACCGCGUGGACUGAUACCCGGUCGAAUACUUCAGCAAGAAAGUGUCGGUCGUGCGCUCCAUCGAUGAU